CUUGCAAGCCCGCUUUCGGCUAAUACGCUAGCACGGACCAAAGUUAUCCCGGAAUAACGGCAGCACGCAUGUGCCGUCAACCCGGAUGUAGAAGUAGACCCAUUCUCCCGACCUCUGUUUAUGUUUUUACGUUAUACAUUCAAUAUGGACACAGAUUUCCUUUUCACCCUAAAUAGUUAGCCAGGUCUGGUCCGGGUCAAGAUCCGAAGGGACAGCUGUGUCAGAUCAUCAGGUGACAACGAUAUGGAUUUUCGAGGUAAGAAGUAUGAACGUGGGAGCAACUGGUCUGACCCGGAGGUGGCCGAGUUAUUGCAGCUUUGGUCAGACGAGUCAGUCCAGAUUGAAUUGGAAAGUUGUCUGCGGAACCAGCACGUAUUCAACCGUAUUGCAGAGGUUUUGCACGGGAAAGGAAUUUUCCGGACGGGGGACCAAUGCAGGGAGAAGAUUAAAAAGAUGAAACUGGAAUACCGCCGCAUUAAAGAAAAUCAAAAGAGAACUAUUAGGGGUGGAAGAACCUGGAAGUUCUAUGAAGUCAUGGACCGUGUCUUGACAAACCGACCAUCCUUGUCCUACGCUUCAGGGGGAGGUGGUGGUGGCGUCAUGGCUCAUCAGCUUUUGCCAGGAGCGGGUUACUCUGACACGUACCUUCACGGCCUGCCGACGGCAGCCUUCGGGUCUUCAACAUCAGCCUCCUAUUUGUUUAGCCACCCCCCUAAGCCUGGCGACUUGUUGGAGAUCAAAAGCGAAGACGUCAACUCUGAGGAAGGAUUUCUGAGUUCAGGAGGCCCUGCGGAACUUCUGUAUCACAUCGGGUCAUGCGACGAGCCAGAUGCUGAUAGUAAAUCAGUGGGAGCCGACAUUGAGGACCAAGUGGAGGCGGGACGAGCGGAGGGCGCGACUCAAGCGCGGCUGUCUCCCUCAGGUAUGAGCGAUCAGAACAUGGCCGGUUCAUCAGGCACAGGCAUGUCUGUGCGAGACGGUGGCGGCGGCGGGGGUGAAGACCGGCCCCGAUCACACAACCGAGGCGGCCUGAAAGGCCCCAACUUUGCCCGUCAGCGCAAGCGUCGGUGCGUGGGCCGGGGAACGUGCGGCGGCGGCGGCGGUGGCAGCCGGCGCGCCGUGGACAAGGCUCUGCUGAGCUUCCUCACCUGGCAGCGGGCGGCCGAGGAGCGCCUGCUCUCCCUGGAGGAGGCGCGUCUGGAGCGGGAGGCGCAGGCGGAGGAGCGGCGGCAGCACCUGGACGAGCGGCGCGCCGAGCAGGAGCGUCAGCACGAACUGCGCCUCCUCUCACUCUUUGCCGGGGCCCUGACUGGGGUUGCGGGGGGCCGGACAGAGGGUCGCCCCGCCACUGUGGUGCCCCCCUCUCCGGCAUCCACCCCUCCUCUCCCCGAGCGUCUCUCUGCUCCUGCCGCACCUGUCUCCUCCACUCCCUCAUCCUGCUCAGUUAGGGGACCUGAUGCCCCUGGUUACAGCAUCUUCCUCUCUCGCCGUGGCAACCGCAUCCGCCAACACCAGGGCAUCCUGCAGGAAGGCUACACUCAGUACCAUGCAGACAAGUACAGUCAGGAAAACCCCAAUGGCAUCAUAAACAUGGGUACCAGUGAGAACAAACUCUGCUAUGACCUGCUUCACCAGCGGUUGAGCCUGCCUGACAUGGCCCACCUUGAGCCCUCCCUGCUGCAGUAUCCUGACUGGAAAGGCCACCCAUUCCUCCGUGGGGAAGUAGCCGGUUUCCUGACGCAGUACUGUCGCUCAGUGAAUCCCCUGAAGCCUGAAAACGUGGUGGUGAUGAAUGGCUGUGGUUCGCUCUUCUCUGCCAUUGCAGCCGUACUUUGUGACCCUGAAGAUGCGAUUCUCAUCCCCACACCUUUCUACGGGUGCAUCACUGAGGAUGUGCAUCUCUACAGUAGCGUGCGGCUCGUUCAUGCGCACCUGAGUGCUCAGCCAAGUGGCAGUGGCAACAGACCUUUUCACUUGAGUGUUGAUAUUCUGGAAUCUGCCCUUUUAAAAGCAAAGAAAGAGGGUGUGAAUGUUAAAGGGGUCAUACUGGUAAAUCCCCAUAAUCCACUGGGAGAAAUGUACUCUUCGGAGGAGAUGACUGACUUCCUGGAGUUUGCUAAAAGGCACGAGCUCCACGUCAUCGUGGACGAGGUCUACAUGCUGACCGUGUUUGAUGAGGCAGUGACCUUCCACAGCGUCCUCAGUCUGGACAGGUUGCCAGAUCCCCAGAGGACCCAUGUGCUAUGGGGGCUGAGUAAGGACUUUGCCAUGGCUGGCAUCCGCGUUGGCACACUGUACUCCCAGAACAGGGACCUGGUGGAGGCCCUUGACCAGCUGGGCUGCUUCCAUGGGGUACCAGGCUCCGUCCAAAACCAGGUGGCACGUUUGCUACAGGAUAAGGGUUGGAUCAAUGAGGAGUUCCUGCCCACCUGCAGGAAACGGCUGCGGGCGGCUCACGACUUCCUGACGGAGGAGCUGAAGAAAAUGGACGUGCCCUACCUCCACCGGCCCGUCGGCUUCUUCGUCUGGGCCGACUUCAGUAAGUUCCUGAGUGAGGCCUCCUUCCCAGCAGAGCUGGAGCUGUGGCGGAGGUUCCUGAGGCACCGCGUGGUGGUCAGCUGUGGUCAGGCCUUCUCCUGCUCCAGCCCCGGAUGGUUCCGGAUCGUCUUCAGCGACGAGGAAAGUCGACUGCAACUCGGCAUGCAGCGGAUCCGGCAGGCCCUGGAGGGGUUGAAGGAGUCGCGCUCCGCUAACGACCCGGGGGAAGCAAAACAAGAGACCAGCACGAAGAACGAGAAGGACGCCAAGGACAGCAGCACCACGAGGACGACGACGGCGACGUCUGGACCCACGGGCACGGAGGAGGCCAGCGCGGCCGCCGCCGCCGCCGCCGCCACCGACGCUUUGUCCCUGGACGGCGAGGAGCUCGUGGUGCUGGACUGCCAGAGCUCUCAGUCGGGCGUAAAACUGGACAGCCUCAUCGGGGAGCUGCGGCAGCAGAUCCGCUCCUCCGAUUGGCUGGAGAAGAACACUCCGGAACUGACCGCAAGGGAGGACCCAGAGCUGUUUGAGGUGUUUAAAGAUCUGCUGGACAGAGCCAGGAAGUAGAGAAACACCAGCGGCUCUACAUCCUCACGGCCAGCUGUGCUUAGCCGCUGGUGGAGCUCUCGGCACUAUAAACAGGCUGUCUGUCAACUCUCUGUCUUUGUCAACAGAUUUGUUAAAGAAUCUGAAGGCACUCUUAAACAAAUGUAAACAAAUGUCAUUGACUUAAGAACUGAAAGGUGCUAUUGGGAAAUUGCCAAAUUAAUUUUGGCCUUCAGUCUCAAGUCUCUUUCUCUUCAAGUUGAUUUACAAUGUCUACCAGCGUUAACCUUUUUUGUUUCUUGCCACUUCGCAGUCACUACAGUCAUCGUUAUGUCUUAAGCCGUCAUAAGUUUUGUUUAUAGAUUUCUAAACUAUAAAAGAAUGUUUUCUAUGCAGAUGUCAAAUGUUGGACAUUUGCUUGCUGGCACCUUCAAUGUGUAUGUAUGUUUUGACGUCAGCAUUUGUAAUUAUGUUACAGCCACACUAAUGGAUCUGCAAUAAAUAGCACAGUUUCAGAAAGUGACAGCUUUAAAUUAUUUGUUUAAGUAGGGUCUUACAGUAUAAUUUUACUGUUAAAAUAUUAAUACGCUCUAUCAGCAGUUAAGGAUGAAAGUACGGAGUCAAAAAUGGUCACAUUCCAAAAAUGCUGAUUUUCUUUCAUAUUCUCUUCACCCCUACCCCUCUCUUUUAAUAUUCUCUUUACCCCAGAAAAUAUUAAAAGAAAAAAAAACAUUUUGGAGUGUGGCCACUUUUUAUAUUGUAGUAUUGUAAUAGGAAAGCACACCCAAUGUACCAAAAGAGGGAGAGCACAGUGUUAUGUAUGUACUAGGAUGAAAGUACAGCUGUCAACAAACAGACAUCAGACAAUGACAUUUCAGUACUUUACUGGCGAUUGAUCUGAUAACAUUGCCUGGCUAGCGUCUACCACUUCUCUAAUGAAAUCACUGUGCAAGGUAGGGUGGGAACACCCAGGCUACUAAUAACACCUACAGUAUGUU
Molecule: messenger RNA, 4085 nt
Organism: Sardina pilchardus (European sardine)
Lineage: Eukaryota; Metazoa; Chordata; Actinopteri; Clupeiformes; Clupeidae
Gene: accs
Product: 1-aminocyclopropane-1-carboxylate synthase homolog (Arabidopsis)(non-functional)
Exons: 16
Coding region: 244-3108 (954 amino acids)
Biological process (GO): amino acid metabolic process; biosynthetic process
Molecular function (GO): pyridoxal phosphate binding; transaminase activity
Source: RefSeq, a predicted model, not a curated record